Molecule: messenger RNA, 222 nt
Organism: Aspergillus calidoustus
Lineage: Eukaryota; Fungi; Ascomycota; Eurotiomycetes; Eurotiales; Aspergillaceae
Source: the annotation of a GenBank genome assembly
AUGUGGCCUCAGCAGGAUGACAUACUCCUGCAAACCUCGGGCUUAAAGAAAAGGAAGAGAGACUUGUCUCAGGCGGAACUCCCUCACGUAUUCAACAACAUCAACAUCAUCCCGUCCCACCUACAUGCUCUCAACACUCCGUAUCACUUGGCAUAUACCGAUCCGCCGCGGCAUACCCGUCUACAAUUCUCACCAUUUGCACGCCAAUACCACCCAAAAUAG